UCAGGAGGGUAUAUAGAGCUAGGGUGGAGCGUCGACGCGUUACUCUUCCUCCUCCUGACGACCGCGAUGCAGGCCAGGUGUUGCGUGCUCCUGCUGGUGGCGCUGCAGGUGGUGGCAGUGCUGGCGGCGCGCGCUAAACGCGCCCCACCACAACAGUGUUCAGAGGGCUUCACGGGGAUCGGCUUCGGGAUGUGCGUGUCGGGGCGGAGUCUGGUGCAGCACUCCUUCGACGCGCAGUCCUGGGCCACCACCAACGAGCUUUGCAAGGCCGACCGUGCCAGGCUGGUCUCCCUGGACACACCUGAGAAGCUGGAGGCACUCUCAGAAUACCUCCACUCAAAUCCAGAUCUCAACUCCCUUUACAUGUGGGUGGGCGCCACGAGGGACGCGACGGGCUGGCGGUGGCUCAACUCAGCACCCUUACCCGUGGACUCCAACAUGUGGCUGCCGAAGGAGCCCAACCCUGAUGAGACGUACGUUCACGCUACCAUUGUCGCGCGCUCGCUCAACAACCAAGGGCGACACUACCUGAGUGCCGCUACCGCCGAUUCCCUGGCCGUGGGGUACGUGUGUGAGGAGACGGGCGUCUAAGCGUCUAACCGGCUAGAAGUGACCUUUUGUAACCUUACGUAGCCGUCACUUCCUGACCUAAACUCACCUGACAUGACCUGACCUGACCAUCUCGGCUCACUGGAACAUACCAUCUAAUCCACACAGUGCCCUGGA
Messenger RNA from Eriocheir sinensis (Chinese mitten crab), 726 nucleotides. RefSeq names its product killer cell lectin-like receptor subfamily G member 2. The transcript has 4 exons. Lineage: Eukaryota; Metazoa; Arthropoda; Malacostraca; Decapoda; Varunidae. Bases 67 to 591 code for a protein of 174 amino acids. The record is from RefSeq and is a predicted model, not a curated record.